Trichoderma breve is the source of this 831-nucleotide messenger RNA. RefSeq lists its product as uncharacterized. Bases 1 to 831 code for a protein of 276 amino acids. Lineage: Eukaryota; Fungi; Ascomycota; Sordariomycetes; Hypocreales; Hypocreaceae. The transcript is spliced from 4 exons. The record is from RefSeq and is a predicted model, not a curated record.
AUGGGGACACUGAACUGCACGUCCGCACCCGAGUCCACCCCCAGUGAUUCGGGUGUCGCAGGGCAAGGAAUUCUCCUUUCUUUCAUGAUCACGGCCGGCCUGGCCAUCAUCCUAUCUGCCAGCGUGAUUCUUGCAGACUUCCGAGGCAGAGAGUCAACAACCCGGCGAAAAUUACUGAAUGGAUACAGCGACUCACAGAUCAUGCAAGGGAUCGGCAUCCAAAGCGUUGGUUUGGCCAAGAUGAACUCCCUUGUUCCGUAUCACUUCUUCCUAAUCUGGAUGCUUUCCCUCCUAUCCAUGGCAACGCACAAUGCUACGCUUUUGGCGCUAGUCCGAGACUAUCGUCGCGACUGGGUGUUGAGAUGGAUGAGACAGUUGCUCAUGUUCGUCAACCUGGCACUGUCGACUGUCUCCGGGGUCUUUGUCCUCCAGACCGUGGCCAAGGGACUGGACAAUCGGAAGCAGAAGUUUUACAGGAUUAUACAGAUUGUAGGAUGGAUCCUCAUGGCGGCCGUUGCCAUUGGAGCGGCGAUCCGCAUCAUUCUGCUUUCUCAGGCGUUUGGGCAUCCCUCAGUAAAGCUGAGUGACGAGGGGGAGAAGGACUGGAGCUUCGGCCAGCUUCUAUCGAUGCUUCUUCUCGCCCUGCCCGUCGUCUCCGUGAUUGAAAUCUAUCGCGGAGAAAUUAAAGUAGCGCCCCCUGUUGGAGACGAGCGGCAGCGGUUAUAUGACGGCGAGCUGCAAUCGGAUCCGCAUGUUCUCACGCCGUUCCAGCCGAAUCCCUUUUUUGGUUCCGAGACAGACCUGUUCGGUAAAAGGGGGAACAGGAAGUAA